Molecule: messenger RNA, 14322 nt
Organism: Paramecium octaurelia
Lineage: Eukaryota; Ciliophora; Oligohymenophorea; Peniculida; Parameciidae
Source: the annotation of a GenBank genome assembly
AUGAUGGUUAGAUUAAAAUACUCAAAUAGAAGCAUUUUAUAAUUAUAUACAUAAGGUAUAAUUUAAUAAAUAGAAUUCCUCUAACUCAAAAAGAGUAUUUCAUUAUAUCUCUUCUAUUCUAUUGUAUUUAAAGUGAAGGAUAUCAAGUAUAUCGAGGGUGGUUUUGAGUUCGUAAUAUAAAAUGAUUUAGAUAAAGAAGUGUUUUUCAUUCUUGUACAUUAAUCUAAAUACCUGUUCAGAAUGUAUCAGAGGUAAUUAUUUAAUUUAAUGUUCUUUUCACAUUUAACACCACAUACAGUGGCAUCGCUUUAAGGCACAAGAAUUUAGCAGCUCAAUCCAGCAAAAGACUCCAGUGGUUUAGCAAUAGCGAAUGUAUGCUUCAGCGAAGGCGUUCAUUAUUGGGAAAUCGUAUGCCCUUUUAAUACGGAUGGAGUGAAAGUAAGGCGUAGUCCUAAUUGCAGAUUGGCAUAUCCAAAUAGUAAUCUCCAAGCGAAAACUUUGAGGGACACCUAUUCGAAUUUAAAACGACAACACAGAGAGUGGUGGGUGUGCUUCUCAAUUUCAACGAGUAAUCACUGUAAUUCUACUUGAAUGGCAAUCUGAGCACUAACAAAGGCAUACCAAAGGGCAGUCUGAUAUCAUGUCCUUGGUACCCUUGUGUUAGAUUAUCGCAAUUUGGCAAUUCGGUGUAUUUGACAAUGAAGUAUGAGGAUCGCAGUGUCGUAGAGCAUUGCGAAUAAGUUUACCUUGAGACCUAGCAAACGUAGCAUUCGAAUCCCUUCUUCAUGAUUAAUAAGUAUCCUUAAUAUGAUAUAGAUAGAAAUGAAAUUCAUCAAUUGCAAGAUCGAUUAGUGUCAGUUCGAAAUUGUCCUUUGGUUGGAUAACAGAUUCCUAGGGCAGAGUUAGAUGUACUAAUAAAGAUGAAGUUGGUGAUCUGCAAUUAUCAUGACCAGAACGAGAUAGUAUAUUUAAUUUUGAAUGAAGAAACAUCACAAAAACUUAAAAGGGUAAGACAAUAUUUAAAACAUCAUGUGAGAAAGUUGAAGGAGAAAUUUGAGAGUAAACCAUAGGAGAAGGAAAAAGAUUAAUUGUUGCAGGAGAUCACAUAGAUGUUGCCGAAUAACGAGGAAAUAGUGUAGGAAGAAAAAAAGGAUGAAUUUGAAUACAAAUAUUCAAUAGAGCAAUGCAGAAUAGCUGAUAGGAUAAUUGUUUAAUUGAUAGAAUAAUUUGAAGAGGUCCGAAGCAUCGAAUCUGCUAAGAUGAGAUUGUAAACAUUUGCUGAUCAUCCUGCUACAGAAAAUCCAUUUAAAGUUGUUGAAUAUGGAAAAUACUUACAACCAGGUUCAGGAGUCAAAUAUGCAUAUUGUGAUGAUGAAAUCAACAACAAUGGAACCAAGCAUUCAAAACUAAUAUUGCGAAGUGAAAUAGCUGCACAAGGCUAAAUAAUCCCAUGCAAAAGUGAUCGAUAUUUCUCAUUGAGAAACCAAGAUAAAAUAACCAUAUACAAUGGAGAAGCAGAACUUUUUAAAGUCAUUGAAGUAGAUUUGAGACAAUUGGGACCAUAUCAAAAAAAUAUCAAGAAAAUAGAAGGCCAAUAAGAGGAAACACCCAGUCACAUUUAUAAAAUAUUGGAGAGCUAUAUUAUUGGGGAAACUGAACAAUUGCCAUUAUAUGAUUAAACAAUCCUUGAGAAGUUGAUUAGAAUGGGUUUUGAAGAAUCAGAUUGCAAAGAGGCACUCAUACAAACAAAUAACAAUUUUGAUAAAGCACUUGACAUUGUAAGUAGAACCACUGGAGAAUGGCAAUGUAAAUUCUGUACUUUGGUUAAUAAAGAAACCAAUCAAAUUUGUGAGGCUUGCGAUGGUCCAAGACCUGAUGAGUCAUAGGAAGAAGAAUUUAUUAUCAAAUAACCAUAACAAAUUUAAUAGGAUUUAGUGGAAGUGGAUUAGAAGGAAGAGAUUCAUUAGGAUAUUAAGGAUAAAAUUACUGAAAGUACUGUUAAUUAUGUAUCAGUUAUUCAUUGGGAUAGUAAUAAUGCUACAUUUCCAAUUUUAGUAGCAAGUGUUCAUAAUAAAAAUGUAUUCUCUAUUAAAUUCAUAUCAUAUUCAUAAAAUUAUUUGGAUCAAUUUUUUAUUAAUGAGGAUGGUUAUUAUUGUGUAUUAACAAAUUGUUGGAGCAAAGACAAGGAUUACUCAUUAUUAUUACAAUCUGAAACUAGUAGAUAAAUUGUUGAAACUCUGGCUCCUUUGUAUAGCAAACAUUCUUAGAAAUUAGAGAUGAAUCUAGUUGAUCAUAAGGCAAUUCAAUUAGAAUAUGAGAUUAAAGCUAUUGACAGUGCUAUUUGGAAUAAUAGACUCUAUGUUUUUUUGAUGGGUGACUAAGCAUUAGGCAUUUAUGAAAUCACUUAAAACUCUUAAAUUGAACUUUAGAAAUAGAUCUUCAUCGGAUCUGAUUACAAUCUACUCAUUUCCAAAACCAAAUGUCUAAUUUAUAGUCAGUAAAAAAAUUUGAUUAUCAAUUCUCAAUUAAAUGUCUCUGAAAUAUAAGAACCAAUUUCAAAAGCUUACAUUAGAGAUAAUAUCAUUUGCUAUGAAAGCAACACUCAACACAAAUAAAUUGAAGACAACUCUGAAAUCUUAGAGAAUAAUGUCAUUAAAAGUGAAGAAGUGUAGAUCUUCUAAACUGUUACUGAUGAUGUUCACAGUUAGAAAUUCUAAAUUGAUGAAAAUUACACUCACAUCCACGUCAAAGCUGUUUUUGAAGGACCCAUUGAAGAACCCAAAUAAAUUCCAUUAAUGAACAGUCCAUUAACAGUGAGUGAUCCUUAAAAAUUACCUUUGACUGUCCAUUCAUUUAAAGGUGCCUCCUUUAAUGAUUAAACAUUUGUUACUUAAAUGCUCUUUGAUAGUAAUAAACCCUUCUCUAGCAAUUAUCCAAAUACUUCAUUUAUAUUCCGAAGUUAAUUUGAUGAAGUUAUGCUUGUGGAUCAUGUCAGAAUUAAAAGUGAGAUCACCAAUGUUUUCAGAGGAUUCCCUAUUGGAGCUGGAUUGAUCUUUUGUUCAAAAGAAGAACAUGAGUUGAAUGACACCUCAGAAUUUGAUUAUUUUGAUAAGCAACAAUAUGAAAAAUGGAAAUCAACUCAUUAAAGUCUCUUUGCAAAUGAACCAGUAGGGUACUUUGAAUUUGAAGCUGAUUCAAAGGAGACUCUAUGCAAAUUAGAAGUUAUACGACCAUGCAAAUAUAUUAUGCUUAAACCAACUAACUUUAGAAAAACACCACAUGAUCAUACAGCACAUAUUUAAACCAACUCCAUUGAAAUCAAAGGCUUUGCUGCUUAUGGAAUAGAAAUUCCCAAGAGUUAAAUUGACAAUUCAACUUUUGGCACUAUCUCAGAUUGCUAAUUAUUAACCUAACUUAGAAAACGAAUUGAUCUACCUGAUAAAUUGCUUGUUUAAUGUAAAUAUUAAGGAAUGAAUGGAUGCCCAAGCAAUGGCGUUAUUGAAUUUGACACUGUAUUUUAAGGAGAAUUUAUUAUUAAACCAUAUGAAGACUAACAAUAUAAAUUAUUAAAGGUGACAGUGACAGGGAAGAAAUAUAAUUGUUUAUAUAUAAAUCAAUUAGAUAACCUAAUAGAAGAGGUAUAUCAGAACAAACCAGGGGCUUUGAGUGUUCUUAAUUUAUUCAUGAAAAAAGAAUCCAAAAAAGUAUUAGAGACUAUUAAUUUAUCUAAAUUCAUCCUUGGAAAUGUAUUGUCUUAGAAUGUAACUGAAUAAGUUACAGAAUUCUUCAGAUAACUAUAAUAACACGAUGAAUUCCAUGACAUUUUAUUAUAAGUGGCACAAGAGAUAUUAAAUAAGAUUGAAAAAGUAGUUUUGACAGAAACUGGUUUAGAAUACUUUUUAGGAUUAUUAACUUACACAGCCAAGUUUAAAACACAAGAAAUCACAGAUCUGGCUAUUAAAUCAUUAUUAGUUGCUUUACAAAAGUUGAAAACAAUUGAACACAAAGAUAUGUUCUUAUUUUCAACCAAAUAUGGAGGUCCUUAAGGAUAAGUCCAAAUCUAAGAAAUCGAUGAAAACUAGGUCGAGUAGAAUGGCAAUUAGAAAACAUUGAUAUGCUAAAAGGACCCUCUGUCUUAGAUUCUAAUUAUGCAACUCUCAAAUAAGUAAUAGAUUAGGAGAUUUGAAGUCAAUCUUCUUGGAGAAUUUGAAAUUGAGAAAUUGUCCUUGAGAUUCCAAUAGACAUCCAACUCAGUCAAAUUUAGAGUACAAGUUUGGGUUGACAAUUUAGUAUUGGAUUAAGUUUAUGAUGAAUGGACCUUUGUGUAAUUCACUGAUUACGUUCAUAAGAGUGCUAAUUAUAACAAUUACAAUUGUUUACACAUUGGACUCAAUAGAGUUAAGGCUCGUAAGUUAUUAGUGCAAUUAACUUUGGGAAGUGACAAUUAUUACUCUAAAUAAUCAGUUUAGUUAUAGAUCCCAUAGAACUACUUAACCAUCAUUCCAGAAUUCUAUGGUUCUCUUUUGAAUGCUGAAUUAAGUCCAUUAGAAAUUACUGAAGAUUUCAGAUAUAAGAAUACCUUAUCAUUAGGUGAAUCUCUUUACUAUGUCUAUUAAUCAGAAAAAUCUAUACUCAUGGACUCAUACAAUGUUUAUAAAAAGACUGAUUUGACUGAUCAUUACAUUGUGAUGUCAACUAAAUCAUUGAGAAGAAAUGCUGAUUAUUUAGAACAAGCAAUAUACAAAUUGCAAUCAGAAAUGCAAUUAAAAGAAAAAUGCAACUUGCAAACAAAUCACCUUUAAAAUCUCAUUGAAUAAACUCAAUUAGAAUUUUUGAAAGUAGCACCCCCUAGAAAUUACGAAAACAAUUCCAAUUUCUUAACAGUAUUCUCAUCACUCCUAUUGAGAAUGCUUAUUGCUAUUUCUGGCACAGUACCUGAUGCAUUAGAAUUCAUCCAGCUUAUCAUAUCACUUGGUGAUAUUAAAGGAAUCACUGAUUUGGCUUUAUAAUUCAUUCAAAAGAAAGUCAAAAUCUAAAUCCAUGAGGAAUAAUGGAACUAAUUGAUUAUAGAAUAAUUUACAAGUCAAAAUGCUCUAAAGAAAAAGUUAUUGCAUUAAUUGCCAAUCCCAAUAUUGGAAUCACUGUAGAAAUUAAUUGAAUUAAAGGAUGAUGUUCUUUAUGAUGCAUUAGUAACACAACUAUAGAGAAUUCCACAGUAAAAAUAUACUGAAGAUGGAAAUCCAGAUAAUGAAAAGAUUUUAACUUUGAUACUUGAAUUUCUUAUCAAUGAUAAUAAAUUUAGAUUUAAGUUAUUGUAAAAUGCAUUGCCAAAAUGUACUGCUCUAUAAAUUAAGAAUUCAUUAAAUGAAAAAAUCUUAACAAAUAUAUUUUCAAGAGGAAUAGCAUAGCCAGAGAAAUUCAAGUUUCUGUUGGAGAUGCUCUUAUAACCAAGACAAUUGGAAAGUAGAUACACAGAUUGGGCAGCUACACUAUAGUUUAGUGAUCAAAUAAAUAAGAUUUUAUAAAUUGAGAAGGAUAGUUUGAUCUAUAUAUCCAAAUACAUAAUAUACUUCUGUUAAAUCUACAUAAAAGAAAACGUAGAAAAAUUAAGCAUUGAUAAUUUGUUAUUGUUAUUUGAUUUUCUGACGAAGAGUGUAAAGAAGGUAAAUAAAUUGAAAACUAGAGGAACCAAUAAACAGUUGACAGAUUUUGAAGACUUUUUGCAAAGAUAACACAUUUUAAUAUGUUAUCCAGACACAAUAAAUAGACUGAUCCAAUUAUUGGAGAAAUCAGAGAAUUACCUAGCUUGGAAUAAGGUAUUAAAAGUGAUAUUGAUGAUAACACCUCAAUUGCAGAAUGAAUUAAAGAUUUAUCACAGGGUUAUCCAAUCAUAUUUAGGAUGCAAAUAGAAGCUAUUGAUGAAUGAGUUACUCUAAUUCACUCUUAAUUUGGCAUAAUAAUAAGUACAAUAAAACCAGACAUGUUCACAAAUUAUUGAUGCCUUAUUGCCACAUCUGGGAUUGAAUGAAAUAAAUCAUAUUUUCAUAGUGUUUUCCUAGGAUGUAUAACAUAUCUACUUGAAUAAUGUUAACAUUCUACUCAAAUACAUAGGCAUGUAUCUACCAUAUUUAGGAGGAAAGGAUGGCAUCAUGAAUGCCGACAGUCAAGCGAUUCAAUAACUAGAGCUCUGCUAAUCAAUGAUCUAAUUACUACUGCAGAGUGAAUAAACCUUACCAUAACUAAAUGAGAGUCCAGACUUGAAUCAUUUAUUCGAAUGGUUUUGUUUGAAUUGUUAUUCUGGAAAAUAGAUACAUUCUUAUGCUGGCUAAUUGCUCGAGUGGAUGAGCGAAUCAUUAGAUUCACUUUUUGAAUUGUUGCCAUGCAAAUAAUACAUCUUAAAACAACUAUUCAAAUAGCAGUACUACAUCGAUGAUGUGAUAACUAAACAGUAUGAAAAUAAUUAGAUCACUUCAUAUACUGCAUUCACAUACACAACUCAGAUUUUGGAAGUGAUUCAAUAACAAUUUGAUAAGUAUUUAAUUUCAGAUGAUGUUGCAUAACAAUUCUAAUCAGACAUCUAUCAUUACCUAAUAAAUAAGAUCAUAAAGGAGAAAUAAGUUACAUAAGUCUAAUUUUAAGAAGAGGAAUUUGGCAAUAAAAUGAAAGUUUUCAAUUUACCAGGGCAAAAUGUCUCUAAUUAAGAUUGGCCAUUGCACAAGAAAGGAGCAAAGAGUAGAUUAGCUCUUAUAACACUACCCUAGGGAAUGAGAAGUGAAUAUCAAAUGGUAUUCUAAUUUGAUAAUGAAAUUGAAAUCAAAAAUAUUAGAUUGGGCAUUUAAACAUUUACUGCAGAUUUUACAGAUAAAUAAUUGGGUACUCCAAGCAGUAUCUUGCUAGAAGUAGGUAAAUCACUCGAAGAAUUAUACCCAAUUGCUGAAAUGCAAUUAGUAAAUGACGAACAUUAUUCACAAUAUUAAGUCAAAGUCUUUUGCUAUAAUUCUCAGGUUAUGAACAAGCAACAAUUACCUUCUGGACAAUCUGUUAAAUUCAUAAGUUUCAGAAUGAGAUAACAAUAUGUGGAAUAAUUGGACUCUACUCGAACUAUGAAAAAGCUGUGUUUGGGCAUCAGUUUUAUUUCUGUUAUUGGAUACAGUGCAAAUCGCUAAAAAGUUGAUUUCAUUUAUACAUUAUAAGAGAAGACUGCAAUCGAGAUUCUAUCUAAAUUCUGUAAGCCCAAUUAUCAGAAAACAUUACAAUAGUUAGCCAACGAUUCCAUAGUACUCGAAUAACUCUAAAAUAAUAUUGAGAAAUUCAUGGAUGCUCUUAAUUCUUAUUCAUUCUAAUUAAGUCCUUUGAUUUUGGCAAUUGCUAAAUAUAAUCAUCAGGUUGGAGAUUGGCUAGUAUUGAAGUUGAUGGAAUACCCUGAAUAAUCACAUAGUAAAUUACUCAGUUAAAUUAUAUUGGAAGGAGAACAUGUACAUGAAAGAUUCCUGAAAUUACACAACCAUCUAUUUGAAAAACUCUUGGCUCUCCAAAUUAACAAUCAUUAAUAAUAAGAUCUAUUGUGGUAUGAAAAAUUAGCUCAACAUUUCAUUGAAUCUUAUUGCAAUGUUCUUUUAUUACAAAAUAGCAAAUUGAAAUAAAGAGAAUUAUCUUUAAAUAUUAGUAAAAAUGACAUAAUACAUUUAAUUGAAUUGUUUUAAUUGAUGCAUAACAAACACGCUCGACAUUUGCUUAUCAAACUAAUAGUCACAAUCACUUAUCUCCCACAUCCGUAUUAAUAGAUUGAAGAAGUUGAUUAGAUUCUGUAGUUCACUUUGGAUAAGAGUAGAACCUAACCAUACUUCCUUGAAAUUCUUGGACCCUUGUCUUUGGGUAGUAGAGUAAGUAUUGAAUGGAUUGUAAAUCAAUUGGAUUCAAUAUUUGGUAAAUUUGAAUUGAACUAUGUUAUCCCAUUCUUUUACACUCUAUCGACGAAUAAAAUGAUUGCUGAUCAUCUACUUAAAUAUCUUCUCCCUCUUUAUAAUUUGUUAAUAGAAGAACCGACAAGCAAGACAAUCUUGAAAUAAUUGGAGGAUAAAACAAUUGAAGUAGUAGCUAAAUUCAUUAGUUAUAUGGUAUAGAAGUAUCAUGCAAAGUUCAUCAUUGAAGCUUUGAUUCGAGAUAUAGGCAGAUUGGAAGGAAAUAAAGAUAUGAAGUUUGUGAGAUCCUUGUUGGUUCCUAUUUUGAAUAGUGAAGAUUAUGUGUUUUUGAAGAUUCAAUUUGAACAUCAAGGCAAGUAUAUCUUGGACCCAAAGUUGAUUGCUUAAAAAUAGGCUGAUAAUACCUAAAAAUAAGACGAAGUAGUAUUUGAAUCACAAUUACUUACAAUAAAAUAAAAAGAUUAAUUAUUUCCACAUUUAACUGAAACUUAUUGGAAUAAAGUGGCUUAUUAGAAAAAUGAUGGAGAUUCUGAUAUUUUACCACAUUUAGAAGAUAAAUUCUUUAAUUCUACUCCGUAAAUAAUGGUUAUCAACUAUAAAAUCAAUAAUACAGACAAAACUAUUAUUUUAUAUCACAAUGUGAAAUGCAUAAAAUCAGACAAAUUAGAUUUAACAUACACUUGGAAUCAAGGAAAAUUGAAAGUAUUCUAUUACAAUGAAAAUAACUUAAUUGUCAAUGAGGAGAUCGACCUGAAUGCCUUUAUUGAAAUAUAUGAUGAGUAAGGCACCUUAACCUUCUAAAAUAAUGAUAAGGCGUUCUUAGAAUUAGAAUACGUGGCAGGAGAAUCCUCCAGGAUCAAUUUAACAUCAUUAAAUCUAAAAGAUCAGGGAACAAUAGACAACUUAAAAAUUGAAUAUUAUGUCUCUGGAGUUAGACCUUAAAAAUAAAAGAAAGCCUUACCAUAAAUUAAUAUCCCACAAGAGACUAUCAGUUUAAUAUUCCCUAAUUAUGAGACUAAUCAAUCAUUGUAAUAUUAUAGUGCUGUUCCAGUUUACUAAUUGCCAAGCUAACUAAAACUAAGUGAAUUGAAAUAGUUGAUUGUUUUCAACAAGUAUGGAUUAAAAUAAGAAUGCAAUAUAUUUGAAAAAUAGACCAAAUUGAGUGAGUUACCUACAAAUCAAUUAAAUAUUAUUGAAUUAGAAGUCAAUGCUAGAGACUUCAUUGAUAACAUCCAACCCAAGACAUCAUCAUUCACAUAUCCAUAGCAACUAACCAUAUUCCCCUUGUUUGAAGAAAUGAAUGGUGUAAACGCUAUGUUAUCAGUAAUUAGAGAAGGAAUUGGAUUAUGGAAGAAUUAAUAGAGAGCAAAUGCUUGGCUAUAAUUCUUGAAUGAAUUGCAAUCAUUUUGUUAAUUGCCCAAUUUUUUCAAUUUGUUUAUGAAGAAUCAAUUAUGCGUAAAUCUGUUGUUUGAUUUAAUUGCCGGACCCCCAGACUCAAACAAUAAGAAAUUAGAAGAGGAGGAAUAAAAUGCUGUUAAAUUCAUCUACACUACAUUGGUUAAUGUAUUCAGUGCUAGUAGUGGACCAGAAGUAAGAAUAAAGGCUUUGGAAUAGAAUUUAAUUAAACAAAUCUUAGAUCGAAUAGCUUUGGUUAGUAAGGAGACAAAGAGAGUAUUUAGAUAAGUGCCUGAAGAAAAUGUGGUAUAAGAAUCACCUUAGAAAAAUAAUUCAUUGCAGAAAUCAACAAAAUAGAAGAGAGGAGUGGGAUAUGCAAGUGAUAAUACUGGGUAAAAUUAGAAAUGGAAUACCAUCGAAUAUGUGGAGAAGAAAACACUAAAAUCAUAACAAUUGAUUGGAUUGUUGGGUAUAGUGGAAUCAUUCUUUGAUUUCUAACAUUGGCAUCCAAGUGAAGAACUAUUACAUAAAUUAAAGAAUACAUUAUUUGAAAGUGCAUUAUUGCCUUUGCUAGAGAGUGCAUUCAGAAGUGGCUCACUUUUGGAAAUAUCAAAGGAAUUCGAUUUGUAUUCUAAGUAUCUGAAGAUAGUUUAAUCCAUGUCUCAUCAUAAAGUAUUGGCAAGUGUUUUCUUGAAGAUACCAGAAUAAUAUUAUCCUCCUUAAACAUAAUCAUUAUUUGAAUUGUUAAGUGCUUUGGCAGACACAUCCAGAAUUUUUAUGAAUUGCAUAUAAAAUAAUAGAAAGAAGAAUGAAGAAGAAGAACACUCAUUUGAGAUUGCCAAAAUGAUUAUAGACACUCAUAAAAGGAUGGAAAAUUGCAUAAAUAAGAUGAAUGAUAGUGGUAGUAGUAGCAAUGAAGAGGAUGAAACUGAAUAACUCAAGAAAUAGAAAGAAUUAGCAAAUGAAUUGAUCGCAUAGAUUCUGUCCAAAUAAUUACCGGAAGCAUACAGAACAUUAUUGUCAGAUUUGAGAUUCAGUUACAUUGAUAUGAAAGUUGGUGGCAGGUAUAAACAUCAUUACUCAGGAAACAUUUCAACCUAAAUAAAUCAAGAUAAGAUUGUAAGAUUAGCCUAAGAAUUUGCAGACAUGUCAACAUCCUUACCAAUUGAACACACUAAUGCCAUAUUUGUCAGAGCUGAUAAAGAACGUGUAGAUGUAAUGAAAGCACUAGUUAUGGGUGCAAAAGGUACUCCUUAUGCACAUGGAGCAUUUCUAUUUGAUAUUUAUGCUGAUGAUUCAUAUCCGAAUGCUCCCCCUAAAAUGAAUUUAUCUACUACAGGAAAUGGAAAAGUCAGAUUCAAUCCUAAUUUGUAUAGUUGUGGAAAAGUAUGUUUGUCACUCUUAGGUACAUGGAGAGGAAAUGCUUCUGAAAAUUGGGAUCCUAAAAUCUCUACUCUCCUUUAAGUUUUAGUAUCCACUCAAGCUAUUAUCAUGAGUGAAGAGGUGUAUUUCAAUGAACCAGGCUUUGAAUAGGAAGCAAACACAGAGGAAGGUGAAAAGAAAAAUGAGGGAUAUUCUAAUAUUGUAAGAUAUUGCAACAUCAAAUAUGCUAUGAUAGACUAAAUUAGAGAUCCACCAAAAGGAUUUGAAACUAUUAUUAGGAGACAUUUCUAUCUUAAAAAACAGGAGAUCUUGGAGGAAUGCAAUAAGUGGGUUGAACUCGCAGAUACAAAAGAAGCUGUUUAUACUGGAUUACUCAAUGAUCAUAAUUCCAGUUGGUGCAGUGAAUUCAAAAAGAGCAAGAAAGCAUAUCAUAAGAAGUUGUCAGAAGCCGUUAAAGAAUUAGAGGAAGAAUUGAAUAAGAUUUAACCACCAUCUGCUGCUGAUUUAGAAGGAUCCAGAGUUUUAAGGACUCAUGUCAAGAAAUAACCUAAAGUUAAAAAUGUAAAAGAAGGAAUGGCCAAUCUGGAUGAAGUAGAUGUUACAUACACAAAGAUUCAAUAGAAGGAAUUCGAAGCAAAUGAUGAAAAUGUCUUAGAUAGAUGGAGUAGGUACAUUGGUGCUAUGGGUAUGGAUGCAGUCAAGAAAUAGGCAAAUAGUUGUGUUUUGGUAUCUGGUAUUGGAGCUUUGGGUAUUGAAGUAGCCAAAAACAUAGUAUUAUCUGGAGUCAAAAUGUUAACAAUUCAUGAUCAAGAGAAAUGCACUUAAUUUGAUCUUAAUGGGCAGUUCUUCAUCGAAGAAAAAGAUAUUGGCAAGAACAGAGCUGAAGUAAGUUGGGAGAAAUUGCAAUAGCUCAAUUCAUAUGUCAGAGUAAAUUAUGAAACUUCAGAACUCCUUAACAUCGAUCUCACUAAAUACAACAUUGUAGUAGUCUGUGCUACAUAUCCAAAUGAUGUUUUAUUCAAAUUAUCUGCUUUAUGUCGUUAACAUAAGGUGAAAUUGAUCAUAAGUUCAGUUGAUGGAGUCUUCGGAAGAGUAUUCAAUGAUUUUGGAUAGUCUUUCAUUGUUGAAGAUAAGAAUGGAGAACAAACCGUUGAUUAUAUUGUUAAAUCUGUCACUGAUAAAGGGGAUAAUAAGUUGCACUUUGAAAUCACAGGUAAACAUGAAUUUUAGGAUAAUGAUGUCGUAAUGAUUGAUAAUAUAGAAGGAAUGGUAGACGCAAAUGGAAAUUCAAUUAACAAAACUAUUCAAAAGGUUAAAGUAAUUAAUAAAUCUGUCUUGGAGAUACAAUUAAAUGGAUACUCAAAAUACAUUCGAAAUGGAACUAUUAAAUUGGUUAAAGUACCUGUUGAGUUAUCAUUCUAACCAUACAAUCAAGAAUUCAUCGAUAAACCAAUUUAUGAUCCAAAUAUGUCAGAAUACGAUUUCAUCAAAUUGUAAAAUACUGAACAUCUACACAAUCUUUAUAAUAAUAAAUAAACCAAGGAUGAAAAUUUCGAAUCUUUAUUCAAACAUUAUUCAAUCUUGGGAGAGUUCUCACCUUUGUCUGCGUAUCUUGGAGGAUUCGUCUCAUAAGAGGCCAUCAAGGGAAUUACUAAUAAGUUUACUCCAGUUUAACAAUUAUUUUAUGUGGAUUGCACUGAAGUAUUAUAAAAAGAGAUAUCCAAAGAUGUAAAAGUCAGUGAAAGAUCAUUAAGUAGAUUUUUGGGAACUGAAGUUGCAGGGAAAUUAGAGAAGUCUAAAGUUUUCAUGGUUGGAUGUGGUGCAAUUGGUUGUGAAUUGCUCAAGAAUUUUGCCAUGCUUAAUUUAGGAAUAAAAGGUUCAAUCACAAUAACCGAUCCAGAUCAUAUUGAAGUUAGUAAUCUAAAUAGGUAAUUCUUAUUCAGGGAAAAACACUUAAGAAAGCCUAAGUCUUAGACUGCAGCUGCUGCAGUUAUAUAAAUGAAUCCCUAUUUGAGAGAUCACAUCAUAGCAAGACUAGACAAGGUUCAUGACUCAACAGAACAUAUAUAUACAGAUUAAUUCUUUGAAGAUUAAGAUAUCAUUGCUAAUGCUCUAGAUAAUGUGGCUGCUAGAAGAUACGUAGACAAACGAUGUGUAAAUUCACGUAAGCCACUAUUGGAAUCUGGUACUCUUGGACCAAAAGGUCAUGUACAAUGCAUCAUUCCAUUUUAAACCGAAUCCUAUGGCAGCUCUAAUGAUCCUGUAGAAGAAGGAGAAAUUCCCUAUUGCACACUUAAGAUGUUCCCUGAAGAGACUUUCCAUUGUGUCGAAUUUGCAAGGGAUAAAUUUGGUAAACAUUUUUCAGCAAGACCAAAAUAACUGAUUAAAAUGAUGGCUGAAGAUUAUAUUCCCAGUUUAGAAGAUAAUAAACCUUUAAGAGAGGGUAUCAAAUUGUUUAAGAACAAACCAAAUUCUUUUGAAGAUUGCAUUAAGUGGGCAAGAGGUAAAUUUUAGAAGUACUUUGUUAAUGACAUCAAAUAACUGAUGUAUACAUAUCCAGAAGAUGCUAAGACUAAGGAUGGCAAUCUAUUUUGGACUAUGCCUAAACGUCCUCCCAAGCCCAUUUAAUUUGAUCCUGAAAAUGAAAUUCAUCAAUAAUUUGUAUCUACCUUUGCUUUUCUCAGAGCUAAAAUGUUCAGCCUUUAAACAGACAAAGAUUGGAGAACUAAACCUUAUAGACAAUCCAUAGCCAAACAAGCUAAUUUGAUCACCUUCCCUGAAUGGCAACCAAGUGAAGAAAAGAAGAAGGUAUUUAUAAAUUUAAUAGUAAUUUUAGUCUAUUUCUGACAAGGUUAAGGAGCAAGGGUAAAAAGAGGAAGCUGAAGAGAAUGAGUCUACUCAAACCCAAAGCACUUAAGAAGAAACAUAACUGUUAUUUAAAUAAUUUAAAUCGUUAUUGCCAAUCACUUUAACAUCUGAUGAAUUUGAAAAGGAUAAUGAUUAAAAUGGACACAUCGAUUUCAUUCAUUCAUUUGGUAAUCUAAGAGCUGCAAAUUAUAAAUUGGAAUCUAUGGAUUGGCUAACUGUGAAGAUCAAAGCUGGUCGUAUUGUGCCUGCUUUGGCUACAACCACGGCUGUUGUUGCUGGACUAUAGACAAUAGAAUUAAUUAAAACUUUGAAGAAUGUACAGAUUUCAGACAUGAAAAACGCCUUCGUCAAUUUAGCUAUUCCAUUUGUGAAAUUAACUGAACCAGGAUUGGUACCCAAGAAGAAAAUCAAUGAAAAAGUCACUGUUACAUUAUGGGAUAUAUGGACACAGGAUAUUACAAAGUAAACUACUUUCAGAUAGUUGUUUGAAAUGUUGAAUCAAUAAUAUGAUUUGCAUCCAAGAGAUGUGUUUUUGAAGGCUUAACCUGUGUAUAUGGAAAUAAUGUAUGCGAAAAAGGCAGAAGAGAAAAAACACUUUUUGGACCAACCAAUCAUUAAAGUAUUAGAAAUACAAGUAUAACAUAUUGUUAUUUUUUAUUAGAAAUAUGUUGAUUUGACUAUCAAUUUUACAUUAAAUUAGGAGAGCUAAGAAAUCAUCAAGGGAAUACCGUAAGUCAGAUUGGUUUUGAAGUGA